AUGGCCACUGCAGCAGAGGACCCCCACCUGGGCUCGGGCCCCGAUGAGGACGACGUUUCUCUGUCAGGGAGCGAGUCUGAUUCAGACAGCAUCCUCUCUGAUGACUCGGUGCUUCCAGAGUACAUGCCGGAAAGAACAAACGGGCUUGCUGCAUCAACACUGUACCGAGCGUGCGCCCGUAAUGAACCCGUCUCUCUGCAGAAAGUUCUGGAGAGAGGGGUCACAAAAGAAGAGGUCAUGGAGCUGGACAUCAAUGGCUGGAAUGGCUUGAUGGUGGCUUGCUGCAAAGGGUUUGUGGACAUUGUUUAUGGGCUUCACAGCUGUCCUUAUAUAGACAUAAAUCACCAGGACAAUGAAGGAAACACUGCUCUGAUGAUUGCAUCCCAAGCAGGUCACAUCAACACAGUCAUGUAUCUCCUAAACUACUACCCUGGUAUAGACACAGAAAUAAAGGAUUGUCGAGGUUUCACAGCACUCAUCAAAGCUGCUAUGACCGGCCGUAAUGACGUUGUCUCUGCCCUCGUUAUGGCUGGAGCUGACUUACAUGCAGUAGACUCCACAAAAGGAAAAUGUGCUCAGGAGUGGGCACUGAAAACCGGCCGCUAUGAGAUCAUCCAUCGUCUCCGCCGCCUGAAAAUGCGGCCUAAAGCUGAGCAGUUCUGUGAGAGUUAUGUCCCUGAGUGGCCUGAGCUCAAGGAGAGGGCAGCCAAUGCCGUAGCUGUGAAGAGUGCCAGUGAAAAAAUUAGGCAGCGGAUCAAAAGUACAUUUGGAUUCAGAUUUCCUCAUGACCCCGAGGACAACGGGUGCUUGGACCACAUGGUGCGCAUGACCACCAGUGUCCACAGUCCCCUGAUUUCAAUCGGAUGCCGCCCGCUCUGCCCUACGAGCCCUCCUGAGGUGGGGAAGCGGCGCCUUGCUGUGCCAGAACUGGUGAAGAAACAUUCGGAUAAGGAAUUAGAAGAGCGCUCAGUGUGCCACAGCAAUGGCUCAGUAUCUCAUAUCAUUCCCACAAUCCACUCUGCUGAGUCCAUCGCUACAACGUGCUGCACCGAGGCUGAGCGGCGAGGCAGCCUCAUCUCGCUGGCUUCCACUAAAGUCGCCACCACAUUUAUUCCACGCAGUAUGGCGAGAAGGAACAGCGUGUUUCCCUCCGGCUGCAUCCCCAAGAUCGACAUCCUGAGGCCUACGGAGCCAACGCCAAAGAAAGAGAAGAAGAAGAGGAAGAUGGACAAGCGCUUCCUGGAACCACCGAAGUGGAAGUACAAGGAGAUCAAGGAUGAGAAAAAGAAGGAGAAGAAGAAAUCUGAGAAAGAAAAGGCAGAUAAAGAGAAAAAGGACAAAAAAAGAGAAAAGGAUAAAAAGACCAAAAACUAA
Messenger RNA from Morone saxatilis (striped sea-bass), 1374 nucleotides. RefSeq names its product ankyrin repeat domain 33Ab (gene ankrd33ab). Lineage: Eukaryota; Metazoa; Chordata; Actinopteri; Moronidae. Bases 1 to 1374 code for a protein of 457 amino acids. Gene Ontology annotation, molecular function: protein binding. The transcript has 4 exons. The record is from RefSeq and is a predicted model, not a curated record.